Molecule: messenger RNA, 936 nt
Organism: Ipomoea nil (Japanese morning glory)
Lineage: Eukaryota; Viridiplantae; Streptophyta; Magnoliopsida; Solanales; Convolvulaceae
Exons: 1
Coding region: 1-936 (311 amino acids)
Source: RefSeq, a predicted model, not a curated record
AUGUCCUCAAAUUCAUCGGAGCGAACCGUGAGUGCCGCCACCGGUGCCGCACCGGCGACCGCCUCUAAUCCAUUGGCAAGCGCUCACCACUUCGUCUCCAUCAAGCUCACCAUGCGAAACUUUCUUUUUUGGAGGACUCAACUGGUGCCCUUCCUCCGUGGCCAAGAUUUGUUGGGCUACGUAGAUGGCGAGACACCGUGCCCCUCCCCGACGAUCGACGCAGCACCAACCUCCGGCGACUCCGCGUCUGCCACCACCACGCCGUCCCCAAUCCCGAACCCGGCGUUCAAAGCGUGGAUCAAGCAGGACCAGUCGAUCAUGUCCUUGCUCAUCUCGUCACUUUCUGAUGAGGUGAUGCACCUUGCUGUGGGGAGGUCGACGUCCAAGGAGGUGUGGGAGUCCAUAACGUCCGCGCUUGGCAGCUCAACCCGUGCCCGGUGUCUGAGCCUGCUCGGACAGUUUCAUUUUCUCCGCCAAGGCAAUAGCACUGCCACCGAAUACCUGGGCCGUGCGCAGCUGCUGGUGGAAAACCUUGCGUUGGCCGGACGGCCGAUUUCUUUGGAUGAGCAGAACCUCUUUGUGUUCAGAGGUUUGAGGCCGGAAUUUCGCGCCAUGGCGCCAUCGCUCACCGCCGCCGGAGUUCCCGUAACCAUCCCGCAGAUAUCGGACUACUUGCAGGCACAAGAGUUCAUUCAUGCGGAGGAUUUUCCGGCCACUGCAGAUGGCGGCUUCGGAACUGCACCAGCAGCGCACUUCACUGGCCGAGGGCGUCGCAACCAUGGCGACGGUGGCCAGGGCUCUACGAACGGCGGAGGCAGAAAUCGCGGCCGAGGUGGUAAUGGCCGUGGCCGUGGCCGGAACGGCGUGCCCAAAUGCCAGAUCUGCCGCGCGCAAGGACAUACCGCCGUCACCUGCUAUCAACGCUAUUCCGGGUAG